ACAUAAUAUAAUAUAAUACUAACAAAGCUUUAUUAACAAUUAAUAUAUGGUUAUGCAGAUGUUUGUGUACAGCAUAUCUUGGGCAGGAUGGGUUCCUUAUGCUCUAGCAGGUUGUUCUAUUUUUGGGGUUUUUGUGCGCCCAAGUAUAUGCAGUAUUGCAUCCAAACAAGUUGGUCCUAAUGAACAGGGAAUGGUUGAAGGAUGUCUCUCUGGAGUUAGCUCCAUGGCGCAAAUUGUUUCUCCCUUAAUAUUCAGUCCACUCACAGCGUUAUUCUUGUCUGAAGAAGCACCCUUCUAUUUUCCUGGGUUUAGUAUAAUGUUCCUUGGCCUUGCAAUGGUUGUUGCAUUUAUACAGAGCUUGAUGAUCCGAGCCGCUCCUCCUAUCGAAAAAAUUAGCAGUGGCAUAGAUACAUUGGUCUGAGGUGGAGACAUGAUCUUGUUUUCUGCUUCAACAAAAUUGUUCAUACUUACACCCUAUGAGACCAUGAAUUACAGGACAGUAAAAGCAAUCGUGUUUCAUGUUAUAUAACUAAUGAGCAUGGAAUCAAGUAUAGAACUAUAUACUUUGACAGUGGGGGGGUAGGAAACAGAACAUCAAAUGCAAAGCACGGCUAAUUAAUUCUUGUAUGC
Arachis ipaensis is the source of this 630-nucleotide messenger RNA. NCBI's taxonomy places the organism in Eukaryota, Viridiplantae, Streptophyta, Magnoliopsida, Fabales, Fabaceae. The record is from RefSeq and is a predicted model, not a curated record.